AUCGACAAAACCCACUCUUUAUUACCAAAAUAAAAAUUCUUCCGUUGCUAAUUUCGUAAAACCAACUUCUCAAAUAUUUGGUAAUGAAGAAAAUGAUUUCAUUAAUGGUGCUAAAUCUCUAUUUUGUGAUAGAUCUACAAACAAUUUUAUAUCUCCUGACCUCUUUAAUUACCUAGAACCAAUAUGUGGUGAAGCUAUAUUUAAUACUUUGAUUAAAGUAGAAGUGGAGAAUGAGAUGAAUGGUGAAGAAUGUGUUUGGCACGUUUCCUGUGAAAAAGAAAGAUUUGGUUUUGGAAGAAUUAGAAGUAGUGAUAAAAAUGGUAAAAAGAAUGGAAGGUUUAGCAAUUUUGGUAACCUGAAUAACUUGGGUGGUGGAAGAUUUAGUAAUUCGACCAAUAAUUCUAGAAAAAGUGUAGAAAUAAAAUAUAAUGAUAUAAGAUGUAGUAAAGAAAAUUUAUAUUACGAUGUUAAAAAUGGUUGUCGGAAUCCGAAU
This is a messenger RNA of Racocetra persica, 493 nucleotides long. NCBI's taxonomy places the organism in Eukaryota, Fungi, Glomeromycota, Glomeromycetes, Diversisporales, Gigasporaceae. The record is from the annotation of a GenBank genome assembly.